Molecule: messenger RNA, 1287 nt
Organism: Aspergillus caelatus
Lineage: Eukaryota; Fungi; Ascomycota; Eurotiomycetes; Eurotiales; Aspergillaceae
Exons: 3
Coding region: 1-978 (325 amino acids)
Biological process (GO): proteolysis
Molecular function (GO): serine-type peptidase activity
Source: RefSeq, a predicted model, not a curated record
AUGACAUCCAACCCACUAACAGCUCUCUACAAAGAGAAAAACGGCUCGAAAAUAACAACAGAUAUCUACUUACCCGAUGUCCAAUCCAACAAUAAUGUAAAAUACCCCAUCUUAAUAAACAUUCACGGUGGAGCCUUCAUGCUCGGCAACUCACGCAUGGUCUCUACCCCCCAAAUCGAGGACUGUCUAUCCCGGGGCUGGAUCGUAGUGGUCCCCAACCAUCGUCUCUGUCCUGGGGUGAAUAUCCUCGAGGGCCCGGUAGAGGAUUGUCGGGAUCUUCUGGCGUGGGUGUAUGAUGGGGGUCUGGAAGGGUUUCUACAUGAUCAGGGAGAGGAAUCGGUGAGCGUUGAUACAGAGAAGGUCAUGGCGUUCGGGACGAGUAGUGGAGGGUUUUUGGCGUUGAGUUUGGGCUACGAUGUCCCCAGACCACCCAAAGCAAUUCUCGAUUUCUACGGCGCAGUCCAUUUCACACAUCCCUUCUGGACCACGCCCCUCCCGCAUGUAGCGGAGAAGUUACCCCCAGGUCUGUUCCCGGAGUUCAUUGACCGGGUUUAUGAGGAGGAUCCUGUCCCUACAGAUAGUUCUAUCUCACUCGAGGGCCAGAUGGAGUCUGGACGGGCUAAGGGCCCGGACUUUUCGCGGCCGCGGGAUGCGUUUGCGUUUACGCAGAUUGCGAAUGGGCGGGUGUUGAGUGCUUGUUUCCCUGGGCGGGAUGUGAGGGAGAUUGAUCCUGUGUGCUGCGUUCGGGAAGGGUUUCCUGCUACGUGUGUUGUGCAUGGGGUUGAGGAUCGGAUGGUUCCGAUCUAUUUAAGUAGGGAGUUGGUGAGGGUUCUUGAAGAUAAGGGGGUGGAGUGUGAGAUGGUGGAGGUUCCGGGGGAAGAUCAUACGUUUGCGAUGGGGAUGGAGGUUGGGUCUAGGACUUGGGAGAUGCAGAGAAGGGGGUUUGAUUUCCUGGAGAGGAUUAUCGGACGAGAGUAGUUCUUAUUGGAUUGUUAUAGGGGUAGAGGAAAUGAGAUGUUGUAUUUGUAUUGGUGAUGUUCUGGCCAGCCAGUUGCAUUCACCAGAAUAUUAGGACUAAUGAGUGUCGAGGUCACCAGCCUGGAAAACAAAAACUCCAUCCAUGCAAUCUCGUAUACUCAGUAUACUCCCAAUCCAUCUCAAUGCUGCAUCGCUGAACCCAAAUAACGAAUCGCUGAUCGCUGUCGUAGUUUCGUCGUGUCUCAUGACCGGCAUCGACAGCCCUAGCUCAGUACUAGGGGCACAAAGAAUAAACCGAAAUUAAAAAAA